Molecule: messenger RNA, 8781 nt
Organism: Doryrhamphus excisus (bluestripe pipefish)
Lineage: Eukaryota; Metazoa; Chordata; Actinopteri; Syngnathiformes; Syngnathidae
Source: RefSeq, a predicted model, not a curated record
CGUGUCAUUCUUCUGAUUGACAGCACGUCUAAAUCAUUUGAAAACAUUUUUUGUUAAAGGUCUCUUUUGUUCGCGCUUUCUCCGUCCAGCCUUCAUUCAUUAUUAUGACUGACAGCACGUCUAAAUGUCGUUUCGCGUCAUUUUUACGCCGUUUUUCUAGAUUUACGACGGAGUCCACCUGUGCGUGAAUGAAGCCUACUUUUUUGGGAGUGUGCACACUCGUGGAAUAUUGAACGCGACUCUUGAUCGCAUCGAUUUUUUUGGUGUAUUUUUUGUGCUGAGACCCUUUAAUUAUUCCGCACUUUGAUGCAAAAAAAGACCAGUUUUCGUUGUGUCUAGACGCACGCCGAACCGCUAUAUUAUGGAUAACCUAACGCGCUAAAAGGCACCAUUUAGUGCGCAAACAGGGUGCAGAGAGCGCAACAAGCAUUUACUGGGUGGUGGUGGUGGUGUGGGGCGUCGUAAAUUGUGCAGCUAUUGGCAAAGCUGUAAUAAAGAUAAUGUCGCGAAUGACCUCUGUUGACUGAGAGGCUGUCGUUUCAUCAUCACUACAGUCUCUUGCAGGCUUCCUCUGGUCUCCAACAACAGCUAAAAACCCCCACUGUGAAGCGGGCAAGGCUAGCCUCAUGAGUCGGCCUGGUGGACUUCCAUCAUGGAUUUAACAAAGAUGGGCAUGAUCCAGCUGCAGAACCCCAACCACCCAACGUCGCUCCUCCACAAGGCUAACCAGAUGCGCCUUGCGGGUACGCUGUGUGACGUGGUCAUCAUGGUGGACAGCCAGGAGUUCCACGCCCACCGGACCGUGCUGGCGUGCACCAGCAAGAUGUUUGAGAUCCUCUUCCAUCGCAGCAGCCAGCACUACACUUUGGACUUUCUCUCGCCAAAGACCUUUCAGCAGAUUUUGGACUAUGCUUACACUGCCACGCUCCAGGCCAAGGUGGAGGACCUGGACGACUUGUUGUACGCAGCAGAGAUCCUGGAGAUUGAGUAUUUGGAGGAGCAAUGCCUCAAGAUCUUAGAGACCAUCCAGUCGUCAGACGAGAAUGACGUGGAGGUAGGCGUCAAUGAUGGCAGCACGGAGGACGACGAUGAGCGCAAAGGCCACAAUGGAGUCAAGAUUUCCAAAAAGCAUUCCAUGGACAGUCUCUACCUGUCGGGUACAGAGCAAGUCUCCACCAUGUCCAGUAUGGUGGACCAGAGUCCCUCUGUCUCCACGUCGUUUGGAGUCUCCAGUCUGAGCCCCACCAAAGCCGCCGUGGACAGCCUGAUGAGUAUCGGCCAGUCCCUGCUCCAGCAAGGCUUUGGAGGCGACCAUGUCAACGCCCACCACCUCAUGAGCGAAAUCAAGACAGAAAUGAUGCAGGUGGACAUGGGCGGCAAUGGCCAUGAGAGCCCUCACAACAUGGAGUCUGGUGGCUCCAGCAACGGCGAGAGAAGCGGGGAGGACAGGAACCGGGACGGACCGGGAACACCCACCAGGAGCAGCGUCAUCACCAGUGCCCGUGAGCUCCAUUACGUCCGCGACGACGGCAUGGGUGACUCUCAGGCGGAAGUCAGCCAGAUGGGUCUGGAAGCUAUGGCCGGGAUGGCAGAGAAACACCUGGCUUCACUCUACUCCCUUCCUGUCAAUCAUAAAUCCGACGCCAUCAUGUCCAUGCCGGUCUCCAUGGCCUCCGCUCUCCCAAUGUCGCCGGCUUUGGCCAUGUCCAUGGACUUCAGCGCCUACGGCGGACUCCUGCCUCAGAGCUUCAUCCAGAGGGAGUUCUUCAGCAAGCUUGGCGAGCUGGCGGUGGGCAUGAAACCCGACGGGAGGAACCAGCACGAGCGCUGCAAUGUUUGCGGUGCGGAACUUCCAGAUAACGAGGCUGUGGAGCAGCACAGGAAGAUGCACAGCGGGAUGAAGACCUAUGGCUGCGAGCUGUGCGGGAAGAGCUUCCUGGACAGCCUGCGUCUGCGCAUGCAUCUGCUGUCUCAUUCAGCUGGCGAGAAGGCCAUCGUAUGUGACCAGUGUGGUGCCCAGUUCCAGACUGAGGAGUCUCUGGAGGCUCACCGGCAAAUCCACACAGGUUCAGACAUGGCCAUCUUCUGCCUGCUCUGCGGGAAGCGUUUCCAGACCCAGACGGCGCUGCAGCAGCACAUGGAGGUCCACGCCGGCGUUCGCAGCUACAUCUGCAGCGAAUGCAACCGGACCUUCCCGAGCCACACUGCGCUCAAACGCCACCUACGCUCGCACACAGCCGGGGACCACCCAUUCGAAUGCGAGUUCUGCGGGAGCUGCUUCCGCGACGAGAGCACGCUGAAAGGCCACAAGCGCAUCCACACCGGCGAGAAGCCCUACGAAUGUAACGGUUGCGGCAAGAAGUUCAGCCUCAAGCACCAGCUGGAGACCCACUACCGUGUGCACACAGGUGAGAAGCCAUUUGAGUGCAAGCUGUGCCACCAGCGAUCCAGGGACUACUCGGCCAUGAUCAAGCACCUGCGCACCCACAACGGCGCCUCGCCCUACCAAUGCACCAUCUGCCUGGAGUACUGCCCCAGUCUGUCGGCCAUGCAGAAGCACAUGAAGGGCCACAAGCCCGAAGACAUCCCCCCUGACUGGCGCAUAGAGAAGACCUACCUGUACCUCUGCUACGUCUGAGGCGGGUGGUUGGAGAAGCGAGGAGGCGGGGGGGGGGGGCUUGAUGGAGGAAGGAGAAUGUAAUAGUGGCGUUGGGAGUAUGUUGAAGCGUCAAAAGCCUUUUUUUUUUGCGAAAGAGGCAAGAAAAAAAAGCAAGGGUGGUCAGAGAGACAUGUCCACCAUGUAGUUCGGAAUCAUCGGGUCAUUGCCCCACCUUGUGUUACUGUGUUAUUAUUUCAGGUUGCCGAGCAGCAGGGAAACGUUGCUGCUAGCGGUGUCGCUAGAUUCUCAAGGGCUAUCCGAACCCCUGAUGAACAAAAUCAUUGUUGGAAUCGUAGUCGAGUGUUUAGUUUACCAGCCACACAAAGAAAACGUGAACAGAGUUUUCUUUUAAAGUUCAUCACAGUGAUGGACCACUUUGUGUUUCCUAGUAGUUGCAGUUAGCAACUAAGAAUGUCCCUCGGUAAAAUACUGAAACCUCCGCCAAGGCAGAGUAAUCCUUAAUUAUGUAAGAGAGACACAAAUAAUUAAAAAAAAGCUCCAAAAAUACAGCAAUAGUAAAAAAAUAUAUAUUCAAUUUAUAUUCUUAAGAUAUAUAUAUAUAGUCCCCGCCCCAUGCUAGCCAUAUGUUAUCUAUCCCUACAUACACCCUCUUCAUAAACCACAGUUGACCUGCCUCUUCCUUGACCAAUGGCCCACCGAUAUGCAAAGUCUUGUUGAAAUCAGUCAAGUGUUUUUUGCAUAGUUAGCAAAAGAUAGAACCAAGUCACGCUCAAACACUUGAAUUUUGAAUUGUGGCAGUUCCUGUUCCUGUUGAAACAUAAGAGCAACCCCCUUUGUGGAGGUUAGUACAAUGUCGCUCAGUGGGAGCGAACCACCAAGGCCAAACGACCCGUUCCCUCAAUUUCAUGCACUCAGUCGUUAAGAAGGAACAUGUGGAAAAGUGCCGUUACAAGAAGACCUCCUGGAUGAACUCGUUCAUCUGUAUCCAUCCCAAAGUUGAAUGGGUUCUUCCAUGGCCCACGUCCCACCUUUACACAAAGUUUCGCGGAAAUGUGGAAAGUAGUUUUUGUGUAGUGAACAAAAAAAACCAGUGCAUAUAAAAUAGAACUUCCUGUUCCUGUUCUGUUAGAACGUAACUAGAAUGUCACUCGUUUGAGUGUAGACCUCCACCAAGGCCAAACUUUUACAUCUGAAAAGACUCCUGCAUGGUGACUCCCUAGGUGACGGUGAAAUGAAGUAUCUAAAAGUGCCCUUAUGACCAAAAUAUUCCCAUCUAAACGGAAUAGGAUCUUCCCUGACUUAUGUCCAACAUUACUCAAAGUGGAUUUCCAAAAACAUGCUAGGUUCAUUGGCCACUCCAAAUUGUCCAUAGGUAUGAAUGUGAGUGUGAAUGGUUGUUUGUCUAUAUGUGCCCUGUGAUUGGCUGGCCACCAGUCCAGGUUGUACCCCGCCUCUCGCCCCAAGACAGCUGGGAUAGGCUCCAGCACCUCCUCGUGAGGAUCAGCGCUAGAAAAUGAAUGAAUGAUUUUUACAUCACUAAAGUAGUUUUUGCCCAGUUUACAACAGAAAAAUCACGUAUGAAAGUUCUUGUUCCUGUUUUUGUUCUUCUUGAUGGAUGUCGCUCUGUGAACAGACACCUCUGCCAAGGUCAUACGAUUGGAUGUGUGUAAAGUUGUUCGUAAGCCUGACUUUCAUCAAUAAGACAAAAAGAUGGGAAGCAUAUCUAAAAGUGGCCUUACAACAAGAGUUUGUUUACCAAAAUUGAGUUGGUUCAUUCCUGACCUUCUACGGCAAUUGGUGUGAAAAGUGUUGAAGCAGUUUUUGCAUAGCGCAUGUAAACUUCUUGUUCAGUUUCUUUCAUAACAUAACCUUAACGUCCUUUGUGGAGAUGACUAGUAUGUUGGACCUCUGCCAAGGAAAAAGUUGGAUCAAAUUGUACUUCUUAUCGCCUUAUGGUGUCGCUAAACUUCUUGCUCCAUUCACAAGACAAGGCGAUGAAGAAGCAGAAUGUCUAAAAGUACCCUGACAAGAAUUCCUUGAUCCGUAUCCACACCAAAAUUGGAUUGGUCCUUACUGUGGGUCCCACCUUUAGGCCAGGUGUUGUGGAAACAGAUGAAGUAGUUUAAGCACCGUUCCUGCUCCGUUCACAACUUCCUUGAUGGACCAGAAUCUCAGUCCAACCGACCGCAGACCUACGCCGUUAGUAAGGCCAGUUAGGAUCAAAUUGUACACCUUGUCUCAUGACGAUGAUUCCAAUUCUUCUUCACUUGACAAGAAUUAGGCGAUUAAGAAGGAAAUGUCGACAAUUACCCUGACAAAAAAUCCUUUCUCCCUAUCCACACCACGUUUGAAUCGGUUCUUCCUUCAUUUACGUCAACCUUUACCAUGUUUUAUGGAAGUCGUUUUUUUGCGUACCACAUAUACCCAGAUUAGAGUUCCUGUUCCUGUUGAAACUUAACCAGAACCUCCUUGAUGGACUGCAGUGGACCUCUGCCAAGGUUGAUUUGGAUCAAACUGUAUGUGUCAUCUUAGAAUCCUCGCAUGAUUCCCAAGACUCCACGACUGAAAAGGAAAACGUCUAACUGUAGUGGAAACUCCCAGUCACCAACUUGCGGCCAUUUUCCCUGGUCAUCCUGAGAUAGCCCCUGAGAAUCGGCAGCAGAGGCAGUGGGAAUAUGCAGUAUAGUCAAUGAACUUGUUUGCUUGAUUGUUGGGGGGGGGGGAGCCUGUGCUGCUUUGUUUGCCCUCCCCCCCACACAUCCACAGUCUUCCCGGUACUGUGAGGUACCCCCUCCCUCAAGGAGGCCAAAGGUUGACCGGUAUACGUAUUUAGCGCUCUGCCAUUAUUAUAGUUCAUCAUAUCAGGCUUCAUUGCACAGGUGACCACAAGCUACGACAACAGUUUCUGUUUGAUGCAUUACUACAGGACGCCACGUUCAUUCAUCGCAGCAAUACGCAACCGGGCCGCUCCGUUUAUACUCUCACACUAACCGCCACACGCGGUGGCCGCAUGGACGGGGAAAGACGAUAUGGAAACGCAAACAAAAGCGGCUGCUCUACAAGUCGUGAAUGUCGGAAGGAGACGCCGUAGAAGAGGAGUUUUCGAGGCCACGUGAAUGUGAAAAGACUCGCAUGCCGCCGGACUGGCGUCCGGACAGGAAGCAGGGAUUCCCGAUCGGAUGAAUACAACGACAGAUAAAUCAACUCUUUCUCUGUGGUUUCAUCUCCUCUUCUUUUUUUUUUUUCUUCUUGUUUUUUUCUUGUUGUACUUGAAUUACCUCAUUUUGUGACCUCAUUCUUUUGUUUUUAAUUCCCACCCUUCGUUGAGUCGGAAAGAUGCAUUGCACAGCGUGAUUAUUUGUGCGCAGACACAAAUUUAAAGUGCCGCAGUGAUGAGAUUUUAUUUGUUAGUGCGGGGGUUUUUUUUGUGCAUUAGUACCAAACUUUGUAUUAUUAUUGUUAUUAUUAACCCAGCUUGUUCAAGAGCCGGAAGGUUUUGUUUUUGUGUUUUUUGUUCUCAAGAAGCUACCUCUCUAAGUUUAUGUUUUGGCAAAAAGCACAUUUUCUUUUUUUGGCAUUUUUCAUCAUUGCUACUUCAUCUCAUGCAUAUUUCUACUCAAAAAGUUGAUUUAUAUGAUUUUUAAGCAAAGUGUACAUAAAAGGUGACAAUAGCAGAGGUGUGCGUGGGUUUUUGAGGGGGGGGCGGGGGGGGCAACCUAGAAAAAACGUUUUUGAAGCCUUAAGUGACGAGCAAAGAGCCGACGAAGAGGAAGAAGGAAGCACUGUUGCUUGCUCAAGGGGGUUCCCAAACCAACAACACAUUGAAACUUGAACAUAUGUGAAUAGAGUUUUGUAAUGUGAAGGUGCUGGAUGGAGGUCGGUCAUGGUUUUUUUUGCAGAGUGCGAUGGACAAUUGGAUGUUUAGUCGUCAUCCAAACAAAAGGAAACAAGAAAAAAGAGCCACCGUAGGCAAUUUGAUAUAAAAGAAAUGGUGAUAUUUUUGUAUUGCGUGUCAGUCCUUUCUUUUUUGUGGAGGGUUAAAGCAGGGCACAAAUAUUUGUAUUUUUGUUGUUUUUUUGGUGUCUUCUCUGGGUGUGAAUCGUUGUUUGGCCUUGCUCCUCUUGGAUAUCGUGUGAACAUAUUGUAAUAAUAAUAAGAAUAAUAAUAAUAAGUGUUGCUUUCUGGAUGUCGGUUGCAUUUGUAGGUGAAGGAUGAAAUUUAACCACCACCAUUUUUUAUUAUUAUUCGAAUUUUGUCGUCGUUUAUGUGGCAAAGGAGAGACAAAAAAGCCGACCAUUUAUUCUCCCUUUUCGCAAUCAAACUUGACUGCAGGCGUACUAUUUUUGUUGUUUUUGUACUUGAAGUAAAAAAAAAAAAAAAAAAGGGAUGGUGGCACGUGUCGUUGGUGUUCUGCCAUUUGAUUCUCUCUAACACUGUGAGCCGAAGGGGGCGGGGCUUAUGCCAUAACUCCAUCCACCAAUAAAAUAAGAAAUAAGUCAGACACUCCCACAAUGCAACACUCUCCCCGUCAGUCACGUGACUCCCACCCCUUAGCCCCGUCAUCGAAUGUUUUCUACGUUUGUUUUUUUGUGCGGGUGAACGAGUGUGUAGCUAAAGUGUGUGUGUGUGUGUAUUUUAAUGGAGAAAUGCACUAAUCAGAUACGAAAAUAAAGUUCUAUUCUAUGCCACUGUUUUUUCUCUAUGUUGGUAAAAAUAUACAAACACGUCAGCAGCGAUAUACGUAGUUCUUCCCCCCUCAGUGUUUCUCGUGUGUGCCUAAAAAUGAUCCACUUGUACUUUAAGAUGAAAAUUUAGCAAAAAAAAAAGCAUUUUUUCAAAAAGCCAGCACCCAUGGGAUGUCAUGACGCUCACACAUGACUUUUUUUUUUAAAUCCACUCUGAGAGGGUCGGAGAAUUGUUUUGGAUGUUUGAAUAUCCAGAUGAGAGGAUGUUGAUACGAUUGGAACUUGAGAUUUUUGCUAUUGAGAUUGUGAUCAUCAGCAACAGGUUUGCUGUCUAACAAUAUUGCGCUUGACAACAAUUCAGCUUCAAAAAUGGACACAUUUCGUGACCUUGCUUCAGUACUUCAGUACUUGUUCCUUUUUUUGUACAUUUUACGUUGCCUACAUGAUGCAUUUAGGGUGUGUGGGUCAAGAGGGACUCAUGGCAUCCCUUGAGCUGGCACUCUGUGUUUUUCCAGUGUUGGUGUUUUAUUUUUCCUCCAGAUAAGUCGCCAUUUCACAUGCAGUUGAAGUUGAAAUGUAACGAAACGAGAACGAAAGCACGGAGUAUUUUUUUAUCUUAGCACUGAGGACCAACAACUUUGCCCUGUCGGACCAAGCGUAACGAAGCUUUUAAACGUAAAAAAGCUUUUUAUUGCCCUCUCUUUCUCUGUCGUCUUUGGCUUGUCUGUGCUACUUUCUCUUCUCCUCCAUUGUGGUCACAGAACAAGUUGCUCUGUAUUAUUAAGAAAUGUAAGAAAUAUAGAGUUUUUGUUUGGGUUUUUUUAAUGAUGAUGGUGAUGAUUUGAAUUGUUAUAGUUUUUGUCUACCUCAGCACCUGAUCUUAGCCUAAUCUUAGAAGGUGCACAAUUAUUAUUUUUGAAAUUUGUUCUCUUUUUGUUCUUUUUUUUGGGGGGGGGGGUUGCAUUAGAGCUUUGCAAAAAAAAAAAAAACACACACAAAAAAAGGUCCUUUGUCUUUUCCAGCGACAAUGUGCUAUUUUCUUUCCCACUGUGGAUGUUUUCAUAUCUAUAGCCAGCGUCUGUUGAUAUCGAAGUUGUUUUUUUGGUUUUGUUUAUUUCCACGUGGAAUCAAACACAUCUCUUUGUAACAUUUCAGUGUUCUCUGAUGGAGUGUGAAAAAAAAGGACAAUAAAAGAUUUAAUGCUGCAGGUCCUUCCAUGUUGUUACUAAAGUCAAUGUUGUGCCUUUUGAUAGUGGAGAAAAAAAUCAAUAAAAAGAUAUUUUUCUUUUCUUUUUUUACAUCCUACUAACAGUAUAGAUUGUCUUUUUGUAGUGAAUUUAUUUUGUAUUUUAUUUUUUUUAUUUAUGGGUCUCAUAAUUAUGAAAAAAAAACAUUAAAAUCAAGUCACGAUUGUUCAAUUGUACACUUCCGAUCUGCAGUCAGAGGAAAUAAACAUUGGACUUUAUGUCAAUUGUC